Molecule: messenger RNA, 2079 nt
Organism: Fusarium tjaetaba
Lineage: Eukaryota; Fungi; Ascomycota; Sordariomycetes; Hypocreales; Nectriaceae
Product: het-domain protein
Exons: 2
Coding region: 1-2079 (692 amino acids)
Source: RefSeq, a predicted model, not a curated record
AUGGAUGAUCUACUUCUCCGAGGCCAUAGCUGCCUGCACUGCCAGAAGCUCAAGCUCUGCGAAGCACCAGAAGAAAUCUUCAUAGAUACAAACUUGGACUUGAUUAAGUACUCCAGGUCCUCCCCUUCUCAAAUAAGAUUCACUGGUGUACAUCUCGACGAUCUACAAGAAGGUACGCGCAAUGGCUGCAGCCUGGGGAAGUAUCUCUCUUUACAGCUUCAAAAGGGAUACCCAGAAAAGUUAAGCCCGCAUGAUUUGAAACUAUACACUGACGGUUGGCGUUUCCAUGGUCUGAUACCACUGGAGAAGACCCUCCCAAGUGACCGAAAGGUUGAAUUCCCAAUGGAAGACCAAUAUGUUCAUGCUCCAGCACAUAAGGGAAAGUAUGGAGAGUUCCUGUCUUACAAAAUCACGACGGAUGAAGAUGUUGAAUGGACUGGAAAACAAAAUCUUUUGACUCGAAAGCCGAUAAUUCACGAUCCCCUAUCAGAUACGACGGCGGCCGCUAUUCGCGAGUGGAAGGAUAGAUGCGACUUCAGACAAUCCGAGACCCAUACAAUCUGCUCCCGUCCAAGCCCAAAAUUCCUCCCAACUCGACUCCUCGAGAUUAUCAGAGCGGAUGAGGACCAGAAGCCUGUUGUGAGGCUUGUUGAUGGAAAGCCGCUAAGCGAAGACAUCGAAUACACAGCUCUGAGUUAUUGCUGGGGAGGGGAGUUGAAGAACUCUCUGAAAGAAAGCAAUAAAGCCUCAUACCGGACCGAAAUACCUUGGGAUGACAUUUCCAAAACGAUUCAAGAUGCUAUUGUGACAUCACACAAGCUUAAGAUCGGUUUCAUCUGGGUAGAUUCACUCUGCAUCAUUCAAGACAGCAAACGAGCCGAUAAAGAAAUUGAGAUUGGCCAAAUGACAGAGGUCUAUACCCAUGCUGCGUUAACUAUUGCUGCCAGAAGAUCUUCGGAUGCUCAUACCGGCUUCCUUCACCCAAGAUCAGUUCCCUCUGGAACGACCAUCGUGGAUUUCCGUGGCGACGAUGGUAAAACAAGGCAUUGCACAUUGACGUUUGAGGAAGCAGCCAAAGCUGAAGACGAAACUUUCUUGGACACGCGAGGCUGGACACUGCAGGAAUACCUACUGUCUCGCCGACUGUUAAUCAUCGGAUCAUGGACAACUACGUGGUCUUGUCGCAAAGAGCGCAAGGGCAACAGUGAUGGAUGGAGGUUGGAUAGACAACAAGGUGACCCGUUCCAAUAUGAUUCAACCUGGAGUUCGAAUCGCAACACAGUACUUGAAGGAACGCAGCGUCUCGAUGCUAUUGCUUUUUUUGGUACUCAUCCCAACUGCGACUAUCCAAGGCCUGCAGACCAUCUCAUUAAGUGGGAGUGGGAUGGGCUGGUUCAGCUAUACACCGGACGAAACCUCACAAACAAGACUGACAGGAUCCUCGCCAUAUCAGGCCUGGCCCAGAUUUUCAGCCCCAUGCGUGGAGGAGAAUAUGCCGCUGGGUUAUGGGUGAAAGACAUGCCUGAGACGCUUCUUUGGGAAAACCGUUCUAAAGCUUUACAUCCAAGACCAAACUACCAAGGACCAUCCUGGUCUUGGACAGCUAUUAACGGCAGUAUUACAUGGGGAGCUGGCCUUGGAAAAGAUGUUUUAUCAGUGGACUCUAUUGAAUGUGAGCUCGAUCAGCCAGGAGCUCCCUUUGGGUCUGUCAAACGCGGUGUUCUUCGUGCCACGGGGCCUGCCUUGGACCUCGAGUGGAAAUGUAGCAGGAGUACAUCCGAUUGGAAGAAUCCCGGAAGACACCAUCUGAGGUACUUGACGGCCGAUAGGGGGUAUAUCAACGCUCAUAUCGAGUUUCGACCCGAUGCAGAAGAGCCUGAUUCGGACUGGGCUCCUGUAACAUUACUUGCUGUCAAGGUUCACGACUGCACUACGGGGAUAGUCUUGAGAAAGCAGAACGGCAAUGAAUUCUCAAGAUUGGGUUUCUUCGAUGCACGGCUUCCGGGGGAUCAAUGUCACAUAUACUGCCAAUUGCCUCUGGUCAGAGACUGGAGUAGCAGAACUUUUACUAUUGUAUAG